This is a messenger RNA of Diplodia corticola, 2256 nucleotides long. Its product is annotated as c6 transcription factor. The coding region runs from base 1 to 2256 and encodes 751 amino acids. The transcript is spliced from 6 exons. Gene Ontology annotation, cellular component: nucleus. Gene Ontology annotation, molecular function: DNA binding; zinc ion binding; DNA-binding transcription factor activity, RNA polymerase II-specific. Lineage: Eukaryota; Fungi; Ascomycota; Dothideomycetes; Botryosphaeriales; Botryosphaeriaceae. Gene Ontology annotation, biological process: DNA-templated transcription; regulation of DNA-templated transcription. The record is from RefSeq and is a predicted model, not a curated record.
AUGCAAGCACCACCGCCACCGCCGCCUCUGCCUGAGCCCUCAUCUCCCGCGAGGACCGCCGACAGCAGUGAUGCCAAGUCAAAACGCACUACCAUCGCUUGCCUGACCUGCAGGAAGCGAAAGAGCCGCUGCCACCUCGAGUAUGAGAACGACAAACCGAAGCUCCCGUGCGAGCGCUGCAAGGCUCAAAACCUUGACUGCGUCCUCGGAGGCUCCAACCGCGGUGGCCGGCGAGUAAGAAGGAAAACGCUUACCGACAGCAUCGGCGCCACGCGCAACCUUACAAGCGCCUUCGCUGUUCCCAGAGACAAUGUAGCCUUCCAUGGCCUCGGGAACAUGGGCACCACCACCACGCCACCGUUGGUCCAGCGGAUGAGCUUCCCGAGCCUCGAGCCCAACCCCCCUCGGCCGACUCAAGAAGACGCUUCCGCCCAAGCCGCAGACACGACUCCUAUGGAGUUCGACAACCUUCAGAACCCCUCGGAUGCUCUAGGCAUCCUGGCCCGCGUCGCCGAGGAAGACACGCCCGCUGCUGCCCAGGAUCGGCCCAGCUUUGCGCGCCCAGUCGACCCGGGCUUGCGCGCGUCUCCGUAUCGGCUGCUUGCUGAUGGCAAGCUCUCGGUGAACCAGAUCGUCCAGCUCAUCCAGCGCUACCGUAAUCUGUACCAUCCAUACUAUCCCCUCGUGCCUCCGCAUGUAUUCGACCUGUCGCGGCUCCACGAGAUAGCCUCCAAGGAGCCGCAUCUGCUGACGGCCGUCCUCGUCAUCGCAUCCAAAGAUCUUGUGGAAGAAACACACAUGUACGAGAUCUGCGCAGACCACAUGAAGAGCAUGAUCUCGGAUCUCGCUGCUGGUGGCCCUGGCGAUGUCGACGCCGUCGAGGGGUUGCUGUUACUAGCCGAGUGGGCUCCUUUCACGCAGAGGGCACAGUCCGGCAAAGUCGGCAAGGGUGAAGAGGAUCGGGAAGCCUGGAAUUCCAGUGGACUGGCCCUCAGGUUGGCGUACUUCAUCGGCCUGGAAAAGUACUCGUUCAAGGUGACGGAUGAUGGCAAAGACCCACAAUUCAGUCGCAAGCUUUUGGUCUGGACGGCGUGCUACAUAGCAGAUCGCACCAUUUCCAUCAGAAUCGGCAAAGCAUUCUGGUCGCGAGGACCUGGGCCGCUGACCAGUCUUCGUCGCGAGCACUACCCUUCUCUUCUACCACAGACUCCCAAUGAUGAGGACUACGCAUCUAUUUUCCAAGCAACACUCGAGCUGACCUCUCUUUUCAGCAAUGUCCACGACGUGUUGUAUUCCAAUGUUGGCACCUCCUUCCGCUCUCACUUGAGCGGAUCUUACAUCAAGUUCAUUGACGACUUCCGCGCAGCUAGCUACAGCUGGAAUGCGGUCUGGGGCACGUUGACAUGCUCGCCAAAUCUGAAAGCCAUGCUCCUGAUGUCAUACAAUUACCUGCGAUUGUACGUGAAUGCAUUUGCAUUCCAGGCGACAGUGCGCAGGGUACAAAGCACGUUAGCAGAAGAGCGAACUUCUGCGACGAGCCCGAUGAUUCCACAAUCGCCUUCCCGACUGUUUUAUAACAACGUCGGGGCUGUCGGAGACGCACGCUUCAUAUACGAGGGUCUCGACGCAGCAAAGGCAAUCCUAACGACUUGCAACAACUUCAUCGACCCAGAAAAGGCGCUGCGGUUCAUGCCCCUCCGGUUUUUCCUCUACCUCGUGUACUCCGGAGUCUUCCUAUUUCGAGCGAAGAUUGUCGGCGUAAUCGAAGGCGAAGAGGAGCGGGGCAUCCGACGCAUGAUCGAUGAGACGAUUGACCGACUGCAACGAUCAGCAGUUGGAAUGCAGCACCUCGGCAGCCGCUACUCGCAACUUCUCAAGCUGCUCUGGGAAAAGGCUGACAACCACAAGCCGCCGGGACGCGGCAGCAGAGACAGUCACAUUGGACCCCACCGCAGCCACUUUGGCGACGGAACUGCAGCGGCGGGACUGACGCAUGCCACGCCGGCGGCGUCGUCACAGGCAGGCAGCGGCAGCAUGGGCGAGAGCCCGAUGGCAAACGCAAACAAUAAUGCAAACGUCGAGGGCAUCGGCGACUUCACCUGGACCGAUUUGAACACGAUUGGCGAGUUCGCGGUUAGCCAAGGGCAAUUGACGGGGAUGGACGUGUUUGGGGGCUUCUUACCGCUGGAGGUGGGAAAUGUGUGGGAUAUGGGCUCGUUUGAGGGCGGUGGAGAGAUGGCGGGGAUGGCCUUCUGA